This is a messenger RNA of Closterium sp. Naga37s-1, 600 nucleotides long. NCBI's taxonomy places the organism in Eukaryota, Viridiplantae, Streptophyta, Zygnematophyceae, Desmidiales, Closteriaceae. The record is from the annotation of a GenBank genome assembly.
AUGGCCGUUAAAGAUACCCGUUCCCGUUUCCCCGCGCGCCCGCUAUCUCCGCCACCAGCCAACGACUACUGCAUCUAUCAGUCCGUGUCGUACGCCGUGGGCACCACCAGCAUCACCGCCAACUACGCCUGCCCCAACUGCACCUGCUCGCGCCUCCCUGGCGCUGCCGGCGCGUCGUGCGAGUGCGAGCCGGGGCCGCGAUGCAGCGUGGACGUUGCGGGGAAGCCGGUGGGCUCCGCAUGCACCGGGCGCCAGAGCCUGUGUGUGGUCAAUCGGGUCAAGAAGGCCAACAACCUGGGCGCGUGCGCGCACCCCGCAUUGUCCGCGGGGCAGUGCGUGUCGGCGGGGCACGGGUGGGGCCCCAUUUUCUACAGCAGCGGAGUGGCGUCAGGCGCGAUCAAGGCGGGCGACAUGUGCCAGCGCUGUGCGUGCAACAAGGGCCAGUUCUCCAACUGCCGCCGCAUCAAGGGAUGCAAGAUGUGCGUGCCGGAGGAGGGAGCAGGCGAGGUGGCAGCGCAGUGCGCUGCGUGCUGCAAGGGGGCACAGGGCGACGCGAAUGUCAAGGCGUGCCUGGCAGCGUGUGGGAGGGUCACGCUUUGA